Messenger RNA from Cherax quadricarinatus, 8491 nucleotides. NCBI's taxonomy places the organism in Eukaryota, Metazoa, Arthropoda, Malacostraca, Decapoda, Parastacidae. The record is from RefSeq and is a predicted model, not a curated record.
AUUCUGACUUUCCAUUAUGUUUUAGGACUCUUUGGAGAAAACAGCACCAUGAAUGAGCCAUGUGGAAAUGGGAACAGUGGCGUCUGUAGUAACCAGGUUGGAAGUGUUCGUACCCGAACAUAUCCUUCGAUUAGCGCAAUGGAACGAGGAGGCGCUGGUAGUGGUAGUAACUCAUCGUCAGGGUUUCCUCGGAUGUCCCUACGAUCACUCUUGCUCAAUAGUCCCUUCUCUAUCCGUACCAGAUCUAAGAGAGUUCGAACACCAACCUCGUCAUACAAACUUACCAUAGAACCAGAGAACAAUACAGACUCUUCAGGUGUAUUUGUGGAAGGAACUGGUGAAUCGACUAAUUGGAGUUCCAUCAAACGGCACCACACUAGCGGCAGGAGUCUUGUUGGGAGCCGCAGAGGCUCUGUGGGAUCAAGAGGCACAUCUAGAGGAGACUCCUGCUCCUCUGAAGGGGGUGCAUGUGCCAGCAGUGGUAACAGCAGCAGUCAUGGCGAUGCCGUUGGAGUUGGUAGCAGCACUUGCAAUGCUGAUUGUGCAACAGGAGAAGGUGGUCGGCGAGAGUGCUCUCUGUGUCUACAAGAGGUUCCAGAUGACCUCUUUCCUUCGCUUAUAUCUUGCCCACACUCAGCAUGUCUUCCCUGUCUUAGACAGUACCUCAAAGUUGAGAUCACAGAGUCCAGAGUCAAUAUCAGUUGUCCUCAAUGUAAUGAGCUUAUGCACCCCACAGAUAUUCACAACAUUGUGGAUAAUGCUUUGCUAUCAUAUAAGUUCGAAGACUUUAUGCUGCGGAGAGUAUUAUCCAUGGACCCAGACACACGGUGGUGCCCUGCUCCAGAUUGUGGGUAUGCAGUAGUUGCUACUGGCUGUGCUGGAUGUCCUAAGCUGAAGUGUGAACGUCCUGGAUGUGGAAGUUAUUUCUGCUACCACUGCAAAGCAGAAUGGCAUCCCAAUCAGACCUGUGAUAUGGCCCGAGCCCAGCGUUCUCCCAAUGUUCUCCUCUCCUCAUUCAGUUACCUCCAUGACAUACAGACUAGUGAUGAUGUCAAAGCCUGCCCAAGGUGUCAAGUAUUGAUUGUGAAGAUGGAUGAUGGCUCCUGCAAUCACAUGACCUGUAGUGUAUGUGGGGCAGAAUUCUGUUGGCUGUGUAUGAAGGAAAUCUCUGACCUGCAUUAUCUCAGCCCAUCAGGAUGUACGUUUUGGGGAAAAAAACCAUGGUCCAGGAAGAAGAAGAUCCUGUGGCAGUUGGGCACCCUUGUUGGUGCUCCUCUUGGCAUAGGGCUAGUGGCAGGUCUGGCUGUCCCUGCCAUGAUUAUCGGCAUUCCCAUUUGGGUUGGCCGUAAACUCCAUGCACGGUACUCCAUGGCCAACCCUCACCGUCGCAAUUUGGCUGUAGUGGGUGGAGUUACAGCUUCAGCUGUGAUAUCACCAGUGUUAGCGGGAUUAGCAGUGAGCAUUGGCGUGCCCAUUUUAUUGGCAUAUGUGUAUGGUGUUGUCCCCAUUUCCUUAUGUCGUUCUGGAGGAUGUGGUGUGACUACUUCAGCCUCGGGAGUCAGAAUAGCUUUUGAUGAUGAGAAUGACAUGGUUUUUGGCAUCCCAGGAAGACAGUCAGAAUCUGGUCAUGUUGGUGCAGGAACUGCCAGUAUUGGAGAGGUAUCAUGCGGUGCAUCUCUUUCUGCCGACUCUGCAGCCCAUGUGCUUGCCGAGAGUGACCGAGAGAGUGCCAGCAACACAGCCAUAGCCCCAGCUUCUCUUACUGGUUCCAUAGCUUCCUCGUGUAUAUCAAGAACAAACAGGUUGGAAGUUCAUGUAGACAUUGCCCAUGGUGCAAGAUCAACAGCUAGUGGAGAAACUGCCUCUUUAGCAAUAUCUGAGAGGUCAACACACACCGUAGACACAGAAAAUGCUUCUAUGCGAGGUCUUGCUGGAUCUUUGCUUCAGUACAAGGUUUCAGAGUCUGAGGCAGAAGAUCAUCUAGUAAUUGGUGGGGAUAGUGCUAGUGGAGUGCUAGAGGAAGGUGUUGGCAUUAGUCCACAUAUAACCAACCUUUACAUUCACUCCAUCCCACCCUCGGCAAGUGACGAUAAUUCUGCUGUAUUGGCAAGUGAUGCCACCCAUGAUCAAGGUUCUGCAGAUUUGCGAUUAGACAGUGUUAGUGCCAUAAUAACAGCAAGGCAGUUUUCCAGGCGCCACAGUUCAUCAAGUAAAGGCGUUACCUUUGUAGGAGACAAUCAUGAGACCAGUGACCAUAUAACCCUUACAUUAGAUGAUGAUGAUCAAGAUGAAGACACUUCGGGUUACCCUUAUGGGUAUGAGGAAAAUCGUGUAAAUUUUCACAGUGGAAUUCCUGUCGCAGAAAUACAUGCAGAUAGAGAAAAGGCCAUAAACUUGUUGAAAAAUCCUUGCACAAGAUCUUUACACAGAAGUGUUCUUUGUGGUAGUAGCUCUUCCGUAUUACCUUCAGUUCACCAAAGCAAGAGUCAGAAAAAGAGUAAAAGUAGCCACAGUAAACGUCGAGCAUCCAGUGCAGAAGGCAAAUCAAGGAAUUUUGACAGACCUGUAAGGUGUGAAUCCUUUCCCAAGCUGGAGAGUUAGUGAGUCUGUGAUAAUUGUAUUCUUCCUUUAUAUUGACUGAUUGGUAAGAUAAGAAAACAGUGACAGAUUGUGUGAUAUCCCAGAAGGGAAGCUUUACUUUAUAGUAUAAUAAGCACAAAGGGAAUAUAGUAUUGUUUUAAAUAUACAGAAAUUAGAAGCAAGACUUCCUUUUUACCAUGAUAGACACCACAGUACUAGACUUCAAAGUCACUUGAGGGAAAUGAAGCAAGAUGCUUCCUUCAUCCAUUACACAGGUAAAUUUCACACCACUGUCUUGUAUGUUAUUUUAUAUUUCAUUUGCUGCAUAAAAUUGUUUUGGCAUCCUAAGGACUGGAUAUAAAUUCUGGAAUAUUUUUAUUACCUUAAUUAGAAAAUUCUAUAUUCUCAGCAGCUUUUUUUUUUCUCUAAUUGUUUUCUAGAAAGCUUUCUCUCAUUAACACAUUGGUUUAACAAAGGAUUACAUACAAUAAUUUAUGGUGUGUUUUUGUAAGAAAUAUUUUUGUUGUAGGUACAGUAGCUGUUAAGGACACUGAACAGUUUUUAAACUCAAGCUGGAAACAGUUCUCAUUUCAAAAUUACCAUCGUAUAUAAUGAAGAAUAAUUAUUUUAAGGUACAGUUAGUUUUGUUGUGCAUUACUGCAACUUUUAUGUGAGAGAUCUGGGAAAAAUCUUUCAUUACAUUUUUUCAAGUAUACUGUUGUUUUCUAGAUAAUAUAACAUGUUCUGUAAAUUCAAUACCUGAAUGUGAUUAUUGUAUUGACCAGAAAACAUUAACCCACAUGGGACAGAGCACUACUUGAAUGCAAAUAUGAAAGUGAAUUUUUGUUGAGAAGUAAAGCUGUUUGUUUACACAUAAUGUAUUCUUUCUUUGUCUGAACUAUGCAACUAUAUUUUCCAUUAUGCACGACUUCCAUUAUCAUGGGAGUAUGACUUUCAGCGUAAAUUUGCAGUGUUGCAACUGUCAUCUACUUGAAUUAUGUAAGACUUGCAAUCUUAUAUAGGGAUACCCAUUAGCUUGCAAGCAGUUUUAAAGUAGGGUGAUCCCUUAUUAUUGUAACCACUUGAUAGAGGAAAAGUGUGAUUCACUGUUAAAACAUUUUAAUUAAUUUUUUGAAAAAAUUAGUAGUUAUUAUGAAUAUAUGAAGACUGCACCAAAAAUUCAAAGUUAUUUGCUUUUUUUCCCAAGCAGAAUUUAAAAAAAAAAAAGUAGUAUUUUGCAAGCAUAAACUAUAAUGCUCAAUUAUUAUGGACUAAAAGUUGCUGAUGUCAUUAAAGAAAUUUCAUUACAUAUUGUGUGGGGCAGGAUAAAUCAGUUCCUGUCAGUUUACACAUGAUACAGUCUGCAUUUAGAACUGCAUGAAAGGAUUAAUUCAGAAUUUGGUCAUACUUAACUCCAUGAAACAUUCCAGCCUCAGUGUUAAGUGGGUGUUAGAAAGUGUACAGUUUAAUGAUAGCUUUGGCAAAUAUUUGUACAUUUCUAGUCCUUGCUGAAUCACAAAGAUAGACUUUGUGUGGUUUCCUCAGUGUAUUAUAUGUGGUAAUGGGUGUUGCAAGUGUUCCAACAUUUGGUCCACGAAACUCGCUAGCUCAGUAACUGGUAGUGACACUUAUGCGGGGAAUUGGAGGCAGAUAUUGCUCAGUCAUUAAGGCACAAAUGAACUGUCCAUAGGUUAUUCUAUUCCAUACCAUAGCCUUAGAACAUUUGAUAUUUGAUUCUGAAGUAAAGAAUGCCAGUGUCUGCAGUACAGUAGUGUUGUAUAAACCAUGAGGCUGCUUCAUUGUAUUUAUACAGUUUUGUCAGGCAUAUUUUUUCAUAUCAGAUGUGUAAUAAAAACUUUUCAAGGCCAUCACCUAGAACCUGUAUUUGAUUAUAGUGUCUCCAGGCACAGUAUUUUGUUAUAGCAUUAAAAAUUGUUAGUAGUUUUUGACCUGACUUAAGGAGUGUUAAAAAAAAUUGAGACAGUAAAAUUCAACCUAGACUAGCAUUUCUUGGUGCUAACCUAAUCUGCACAUGGGAGAGUUGAGUGGCACUAUGACUUGUGAGCUCUUUCCCGUUUCUUGUCUUUCCCUUUGUUUUCCUUCAUUGCUGUCUCUUCUAUAGCUCCAUCUUUGUAACUGUCAGUUAAGGAAAUUGUAUUUACAAAUUGAACAUAGGUCGUGCCAGAUUAACAUGGUCAUCUGCAGGAAUUGUCAGUCAGUUCCAAGUUAACAGCUAUAGAUUACCUCAUUUAUCAGGGAGCACUGACUUCAUUUUCAACCUUUCCUUUAGUGCCAUAACAUUCUUACUGUCUGCCCUCUUUUCUGAAAGUCCCACCUUUAAUGUUUAUUCUCUGAUUGCAUAAUAGCUGGUUUAUUGCCUAUUUCUAAUUUCAGCCUCCAUUCCCUUUUACCAUGCAGCGUUGAAAGACCCUCGCGAGUUCAGUGUUUUAUAUGAAUGUAAUACAACCCCCCCCUUCCAUUUUUCCCCCUCCCCACUUGCAUAAUAUUCCAUUUAACAUGUUUUCUGGGUUAAACGAGUGAAUUUGUAGUGGCAAUAGAAGAUUAAAAAAAAAAAAAAAUUCAGGCACAUAUUAAAUGUGUAUGGAACAUAGAUACUGUCGGUAAAGCAUACAGUUAGCUUUCUAAAUUCUGAAGCUGCUUUGAUUCCUUGGUUUGUUUUAUGUAGACACAUUUUAUAUUGUAAAUGCAACACCACCAUGGAUUGAAUGAAAAAAUUGUCAGUGUAGACACCUACAUGAAGGCAUAACCCAUUUUUAAUUAUAAAAAAAAAUUUAUUAUUCAGUUUAUUAUAAAUCUAAGUACUAAACCCAAUAGGUCAUCAUCCAUUUUGACUUUUAUGAUUUAUUCAUAUGUAAACUGUUCUUAAAUUAUGUGUAAUUAUUGCAUUAUUAUUGCUGUGAAUGCCAUCAAAAUUGUGGUUACGAAGUAUGAGCUCCAUCCAGUUGCAUAUUUGGAUUGCUAAAAUAUGUAUACUAAAUUUAGUUAUUUAAUUUUACCAUUAGGAACCCUUAAACAUUUACACAUAUCCAUCACUCAUACAUAAUCACUGUCUUUGCAGAGGCACUCGGAUAUGACAGUUUAGACAUCCCUCCAAACUGCCAAUAUCCUAAACCCCUCCUUGAAAGUGCAGGCAUUGUACUUUCCAUUUCCAAGACUCGAGUCCGGCUAACCGGUUUCCCUGAAUCCCUUCACAAAACAUUACCUUGCUCACACUCCAACAGCUCGUCAGGUCCCAAAAAACAUUCGUCUAGAUUCACUAUAUAACACGCUCACGCACUCUUGCUGGAAGUCCAAGCCCCUCGCCCACAAAACCUCCUGUGCCCCCUCCCUCCAACCUUUUCAGGGACAACCCCUACCCUGCCUUCCUUCCCCAAUAGGUUUAUACAUUCUCCAAGUCAUUCUACUUUGUUCCAUUCUCUCUAAAUGACCAAACCACCUCAACAACCCUCUGACUAAUAGUUUUAGUAACUCCACAAUUCCAAAUUUCCACAUUAUAAAUUCUCUGCAUAUUUACAAUGUGCAUUGCCCCUAAACACAACAUCACUGCCUCUAGCCGCCUCCUCGCUGCAGCAUUUACAACCCAUAUUUCACACCCAUAUAAGAGUUGGUACCACUAUACACUCAUAGUCCCUUCUUUACCCCAUAGGUAACUUUCUUUGUCUCUACAGAUACCUCAAUGCACCAUUCACCUUUUUUCCUUCAUCAAUUCUGUGGUUUACUUCAUCCUUCAUAAACCCAUCCACUGACAAGUCAACUCCCAAAUGAAAACAUUCACUUUUUCCAUACUCCCUCCCUCCAGUGUGAUAUCCAGUUUUUCUUUAUCUAAAUCGUUUGAUACUCUCAUCACCUUACUCUUAUCUAUACUCACUUUCAACUUUGCCUUUUCACACCCUCCCAAACUCGUCCACUAACCUCUGCAAUUUUUCUUUAGAAUCCCCCAAAAGCACAGUAUCAUCAGCAACUCUCAUUUCGUAUUCGAUUCCCCAUAAUUUAAUAUGCCUGGCCAAUUUUUUGGUUUUGUAAUUGUUAUAAAUAAACCUGUAUUUAUUUGUAUACUUAAAAAGGUAGUGUUAAUUGCAAAUUUGUCAUGUUGCUAUUAAAUGUUGCCUUUAUUGUAAACAUUGUUCUUUGCAUAUCACUUUAGUCCAUAUUGAUCAGUUGAAGGCUUGUUUAAGGCAUAGGAGUGGGAUGCAAAUAUAGUAAUGCAUUUAAUAUGGAGAGGAAUAGAGAACACAAGUAGCAGUGUCUUAUUGAAUAUUAUGUAAUUAGUCUAUUUUUUUUUUUUUUGUUGCUUAAAUUCAGAUAGAAAGUUCUUAAUUCAUUAAUAAUUUGUCAUCCAUACUUCAAAAUUUAAUGAUAGUAAUUUGACUGAUAGAAAGAAUUUGGCAGUUAGUAUUGAUGCUAAAUUUUGAGAACACAAGUUUGUACUAAAACAUGUAUUGACAGUUCAGUUACUAACUUCAAACAGGAGUUAAAUGAAUAUGUAUGUAUCGUGUGAUAAAAUCACAACCCUAGACGCUGAAAAAUGGUCUUUUGUUACCAAAAAUUUAGUAUUAUUUUAUACUGAGAUUUUAUAAUUUAGCCUCAAGUGUGUGAAUGAAAUUGAGGAAUUUAGUGACUUGGAAUUAAUUACAUAAUAGCACAAAUAUAAUACCUAUUAAUUCUUGCCACUUUAUUUCCUUGAAGAGUUAAACGUCAGUGCUAGGGCAUUGAUAUUCAUCAAAAUUGUGGAAGGCAUUUUUACCAAACUGUGCCAUGUUAGUUGGUAUAGGCUAAAUGGAUUUUUUAUUACUAUACUUUAAAUAAUUUAUUCUUGUGGGUAUAACUAAAUAAAAAUAGGUCUUCACAUGAUGCCUAGCAAAUUUUAAGUUGGAUGAUUUUAAAACUAACAGUAUAAUUCUUUGUUGCAGCAAGAUGCAUAAACUUAAAUCAAAUUGUGGUCCUAUUCUACGAUGGUACAGCCCAAUAAACUAAUAAAAUUAAAAUUUUAUGUAGCUCCUCGACCUUGCUUUCAUUUGUUGUAUAAUCGUCCACAACUUAGUAUAAAUGCCAUUAAAAUCAUUGAUGUAAAUGAAGCUGAAUGUAGAAAUGUUGGCAGUAUUGCAUCAUGGGUGUUUAGUUUGCCUGAAUGUGGACAUUAUUUUUCAGAGAUCCACUUCAUAAAUCAGAUAAAUUUAUACUAAAUGUAUCUGAGCACAAGCUUUACAUGUAGUUUUGUUGUUCCUGUUUUUACAUUCAUGGGAAGUUUGUGGGGAGGGGGGGAUGGGAGAAGCACUAAAUCCACGGGGAUCAUGCAGCUCCUGGAGAGGGGAGGGGGGUAAUAUGGUCAGGUAAAAUUUUUGAUCAAGAGCUCCCAUUGAGGAACCUUCCUAGGGGUGUUGUCCCUAAAACAGUACACCAGAUACAGUUUUGAAAUGUUUGUCAAUAAGUUGCUUUAAAAUACUAUUGUAACAAAUCUUGGAACAUUAUUUGUUAAAAGAAAGAUUACUGACAUUUAGUGCAGUACUUAUGGUUCAGAGAAUGAUUCUUUUAUACGUACAUUUCUCUUUAGCCCUUUCCGCUUGGGUAAUGAUUUUUGAUGAAAUGGGCCAAUUGCCAAGUGUGUAAGAUUAAUAUGGAGAAAAAACGAUGUUAAUUUUAAGGCUUAAAAAAAAAAAACUUCGUAGUUUAUCUAUUUGGUAUAGGCAUAAAAGAUGUUGAAAUGACUGGUUCAGCCUUUAAAUGGAAUGGGUUAAAGGUUACAUACUGUAUUUGAUACAAGGUAAAGUUUUAUUUAUAAGAUACUUAUUGGUCUGACAUUUGAUGACUAUCAAAAUUGUUCUGCUGUCAAGAAACUGUAAAUAAUCACAUGUAAUGUAAAUUUGUCACAAUAAACAUUGUAUAAAAGAAA